Closterium sp. Naga37s-1 is the source of this 2328-nucleotide messenger RNA. Lineage: Eukaryota; Viridiplantae; Streptophyta; Zygnematophyceae; Desmidiales; Closteriaceae. The record is from the annotation of a GenBank genome assembly.
AUGGCGGCCGUGUCGCUCCCGGUUCGCCUGUGCUCCGUGCCGUCCAGCCCUUCGUUCUCGCCCGGCGUCAGGCGGCAAGGGAGCCUUUCGCGACAGCAUUCGCGACACUUUAAGGAUAACUCGUGUCAGCCCUGCGAGAAGCUGCUUCAGGAGCAGCGACGUCAGCAAGAGCUUCAUGCGAAACCAAAAAACCGCGGUCUUGCCGCCGACAAACGCGCCGCCUCUCGCGGCUCCUCCGUCAGCAUGGCCGCCGCUGGCGGCAGCAGCAGCAGCAGCGGCAGCGGCGCGAGCAGCAGCAAACCCGCGCCAAACGCGUCGGCUAACUCGGCUGCCAACACGGCGGCAAAUGCGGCCGCCAUGGCUCAGAAGUUCGUCAAGUCGGUGGAAUCGGCGCCAGUCGUGCGGAGAGUCGACGCGUGGGCAGUUAAGAAUAAGAUCCCCAAAGAGCUCUCUCUAGCCUUGCUCUGGUCUGCGGCCGUGCUCUCUCUCGCUGCUGUCACACUCGUUUUAAGGGUGGAGGAGGAGGAGGCAGUCCGACAGCGAUUGGUUGAGAUGGAGAUUAGGGAGAGGGAGGAGGCGAGGAAGAGAGAGGAGGAGAGGAGGAGGCAGGAAGCGGAGGAGGAGGAGAGGGAGAGAGUUGCGGCUGAGGUGAAAAGGAAGGAGGAGGAAGUGAGAAAGAGGGAGGAGGAGGAGAGGAGGGUGGAGGAGGAAGAGAGGAAGAAGGAGGAGGAAGCAGCUAGGGCGCGUGCGGAGGUAGAGGAGAGGGAGAAGAGAGAGGAGGAGGAAAAGAGGAAGAGGGAGGAGGAGGAGGAGGAAGACGCAAGACGGAAGGCAGAAGUUGCUGCAGCUGGGGCAGCAAAGGCGGAGAGGGAGGAGAGGGAGAAAAAGGAUCAGGAGAAGAAAGAUCAGGAGAAGGAGGAAAGGGAGAGGGAGGAGAGGGAGGAGAUAGAGGAGAAGGCGAGGCAGUUGGAGGAGGCGUGGCAGGAGGAGAAGCGGCAGCGCGCCGAGCUGGUGGAGCAAGCCGUUGCUGACGUGGCACGCGCGUACGAGCGCAAGCUUGCUGAGCUGGAGGCGGCACAUGAGGCUGAGGUGGCGGCGGUGCGGCAGGCCACGGAGGCGGGCGGGGUGAUGGGUGACGGACAGGUGGAGGAGAUGGCUCGACUCAGGGAGGAAGCGGCGGAGUUACGCCGAGGCAUGGCACUGGCUAAGGAGGUUGCGGAACAAGUUAUGGACGAGGAGCAGAAGAAGACACGGGAGAUUCGGCAGCUGAAGGCAUCUCUCAAGGAGGAGAAAGCGAGGAUGGAGAGAGAGAGGGGGAAGCUGCAGGCGGAGAGGGAGGAGAUGGAGAGAGAAGCAAAGGAGAUAGAGGAGGAGAGGAGGAGGGUUGCGGAUGAGUUGGCACGAGUGGAAGGGGAGAAGGCUGGGGUUGAGGCGGCGAGGAGUCAGGUGGAGGAGAGGAGGAGGCGGAGUGAGGCGGAGAAGGAGAGAGUGAAGGAGGCGAAGGUGAGGAUGGGGGGGAGUAGGUCAGAGGAGCAACAACACGAGGUAGAGAAGCAGUCAACAGCAGCAGAGGAGGGCCUUGCAACUGCGAUCCUAGAGUACCAGCAGGAGCGCCAGCAGUACCAGCAGCAGAUGGCAUCCUCUGCAGAAGAUUCCCAGAAGCUCACCUCCCGCGUGGCGCAGCUAGAAUCCUACCUGGCGGAGCUCCGUGCCAGCCUGGAAUCGUCCCAAGCUGAGCUGGACCGGACCAAUCGGGAAGCAGAGGAGAACGAUGCCCUGGCUGCUGAGCUGGAGGAGCUUCUUGAGGCUGCCCGGAAGGAACGGGAUUCGGUCAACGUGGAAAGUUUUCAGCAGCUGACCGAGGAGCUGGCAGACGCUCAGGAGAGAAUGGUAGAGGAGGGCCGGCAGCAGCAGGAGCGGGCGGCACAGCUGGCGGAAAUGAUGCAGAAGAUGCCGAAAAUCAAGGCUGAGCUGGCAACCACGCGGAUGGAGCUGCGCCGGGAGCAAAACACGCGGGCAGCUGAGGUGGCAUCCCUCUCAGCAGCACUAAUCUCCGCAAAAGAGGAAGCCAAGGCUUUAAGAGAAGCAGCAGUGGGGGCAGAGGCGAGGGUGAGGGAGGAGCUGAAGCAAGCUGAAGAUGCGUACAGGGCUGGGGUGGCGGCGACUAGAGAGCGCAUGAGAACCAAGAACAUUGUUCAAAUGGGAAAGGCCCGACUAACAGCUCUGCAGCAACAGGUGGGCUGCCAGAGAAAGUCAGUGCUUCCACUUUGGCUUAAGAGAAUUUUUAUGGAAGGGUUUAUCCAAGGGCUUUGCUUUCUGCCAUUCUGA